UUAUAAAUGUAAGACUGAACGUAAAUUUUGGAUAAAAAAUUUAUUUACAUGACAUCGUAUAAAAAUGGGUACCGUAGUUCAACCGCUGCCAAUGACCGAAUUUAAAAAACCGAUUGAAGAAAUAAUAACUGCCGAGCAAGCGGCAUGUAUCGAUUGGCCACCCGGUGGAACUAAUCGCCCUUGUCAAUGUCGACGAUUUUUACAGGGGCAAAAUAUUUUGGUAUGCCCAUCAUUGAAAAAGUACUGUCCUCCAGCGCGACCAAAACAAUUUCGACCAACUAAUGAGCUAAGCCUGUCAAAGGAACCGUUCGACCAUACGACAAUAUAUCGUGGAUCGUAUAUUCCAUCAGUUGGAUUGCGGGCAGCAAGACGUAUAUUGAAGGGUGAACUGUGUUUAAGUGGAGCACCAUUUGAUGGACGAACAAUAAAUCGUAUGUCGUACCCUGGUUGGCAUGAUGUAAAACGCGCAGAGCCAAUUCGACCAUGUCGCGCGCCUUUAUGGUCAGGUCCCCAGCAUACGAUCACUACUCAUAAACAUGAUUAUGUACCAAAACCAAUAUGUAAACGAGUUCCUCUGGUCCCAAAUGCUGGGAAUUUAUGUGUUGGAGAUGGCCCAUUCGAGAAAUUUACAACAUCACGAGCCUCAUAUCAACCAUUUCCGUUUCAAAAAUCAAUUCGUAUAUUACAUCCAAAUAAUUUCUGCACACCAAAAUGUCCAAUGGAGAAAGUGACCACACAUAAAUUAAGUUAUCAACCAAAUCCGGUGGGUAUGCGAGCACGAAGACCACCCGUCGAAUAUAAACCUCCGAUGGAGAAAGUUGAUACAAAUACGAUAUAUCGUAUGAGCUAUGUACCACCGGGAGUGGUCUGCGAAAAUGAAUGUGCUCACUGGAUCUGUGACGAGGGUAAAGGUUGUUACUGUGACUAUCCAGGACAAUGUUUUGGUUUACCCGAUCCCAGGAAAGUUUUGUAUCCAAAAGCACAAUGUUAAUUACACACACAAAAAAAACUCAAGUGAUUUUCAAUAGGUUUCAAAGAACAUUUUUUUUUUAAUUUUGAAAUGAAAAAUGACAGGUAGAGUAAUUUUCUUUUUUAUUACG
Molecule: messenger RNA, 1100 nt
Organism: Chrysoperla carnea
Lineage: Eukaryota; Metazoa; Arthropoda; Insecta; Neuroptera; Chrysopidae
Product: stabilizer of axonemal microtubules 1
Exons: 2
Coding region: 65-991 (308 amino acids)
Biological process (GO): microtubule anchoring
Cellular component (GO): cytoskeleton; sperm flagellum; centriole
Molecular function (GO): microtubule binding
Source: RefSeq, a predicted model, not a curated record